This is a messenger RNA of Brienomyrus brachyistius, 2422 nucleotides long. RefSeq lists its product as uncharacterized. Gene Ontology annotation, biological process: transmembrane transport. The record is from RefSeq and is a predicted model, not a curated record. Gene Ontology annotation, molecular function: transmembrane transporter activity. The transcript has 12 exons. NCBI's taxonomy places the organism in Eukaryota, Metazoa, Chordata, Actinopteri, Osteoglossiformes, Mormyridae. The coding region runs from base 332 to 1936 and encodes 534 amino acids.
GUACAAGGAUGCUUGUGUUACGUUAAGCCUAUUUUUUUUCUUAGUUUUGUAGCAAGUACUGCUAAAUUUCUCUUGCAACUUUUCCCCGACGAAGAAAGCUCGUGCACGCCUGCAGAUCGUAACAGGAUGCAGCAUCUGCAUCAUUAACUAAGUGAUUCAGUUGCAGGAUGUGCGGUGGAUAGCAUCCCUUACUGCAUCUGGUAUUGGGUCGCGUCCCUUACUACAUGCGGUAUAGGAUCGCGUUUAUUCUCCUUAAUUCCUGUAUGUUGCGUUUCAUUCAUACAUACAAAAGGCUUUCCAGGCGAUUAGGGCUGGAGAUGAUUUCUUGAGUAUGGAGUACCGACAAAAACGACAGCUCACCUUCGUGACAGUUGGACUAAUUUUUCUUAUGAGCGGUGUCGAGUACGCUGUGAUCCUACCCACCAUAUGGAGGUACCUGCAGAUCCUUCAGGCACCGCCGUACUUCCUGGGGCUCGGCUUGUCCGCGUUCAGUUUGAGCGGGCUGCUGUUCGGACCUCUAUUUGGCCACUGGUCUGAUCGGACUCAUACCACCAAGAACAUCAUCCUCCUGGCCAACGUCUUCGAGAUUGUCGGUAACUUCAUGUAUUUCAUUGGCUAUUCCAAGUGGCUUCUCCUAUCAAGCCGGCUCGUAGCAGGGAUCGGAGCCGGGGCUGGUUCCUGCAUAUUCGGGCUCCUCACACGGAUCACAUCGUUAGAGAAUCGCGCCACAGUCUUCGCAACCGUUAUGGCCUGCCGCCAAGCCGGACUCCUGAUUGGUCCAGCGUUCAAUAUCUUUUUGAGGCUCUGUGAUUUCCAGCUGGGUCCCUUCAUCGUGAACAAGUACACGUCCCCAGGGCUCUUCAUGAGCAUUGUCUGGGGCCUGCUGGAGUUGGUGGUUCUGUUCAUGUACUGGGAUCUACCACCUCUCGACCAUGGGGGCCAGGGGAUGAACAUGGAGGAGGUGGAGGUGGAAGAGGAGGCAAAGCCCCUGGUGACCAAUGAAGAAGCAGAAGAUUCUGAGUUCAGGACCUUCAUCAGCACCGAACAGCUGGAAGUUCAGGGCGUUGCUGGUGGCCCAUUACCUCCACCCUCGCCUGCCCGCUCUCUUCUCCUAAACGAUGAGCUCCCUAAGCCCUUCCUGGACAUCAGUGCCAGGAAAGGUGGCCCCACAGAUUUAGCUAAAGGAGUGACAGCGUGUUUGGGUUUUGAAAAUUCUCUCUCUCGCAUGUUGAUAUCGUGCAUGAAUUUUACCAUCAAAUUGACAGUCCACAUUGGUAUGACAGAAGAAUUGUGUGAAUUCCUGAGGGAGGAGGUGUUGCUGCUGCUGACUGCCCAGUUCAUCACCCUGUUUAAUCAGACGGCGUUGGAGACCAUGGUGACCCCCUUGACACAGAAGUACUUUGGCUUCAGUGAGCUGCAGAACAGCAUGAUGUACUUCCUGUGUGGCGUGGAAGUCAUCGCCGGCUUCCUGCUGGUGCGCUGUCUCAGCCGCCGCCUGGCUGACCGCCUGCUGCUCGCCCUGGGACUGGCCAUCUGCAGCAUCUCCUGCACCUGGUGCCUCAUCUUCCUCACUGAUCCCCGAGGUGGAUACCCCUGGCAGUUGGCUAAGUUCAUCACCGGGGUGUUCCUGCAGCUUCUGGGUCUCCCCUUUCUUGCUGUGUCCCAGGUGUCACUUUUCUCUAAAGUUACCUCUGUGAAGACGCAAGGGUUCAGCCAGGGCGUGCGGCGCUCAGUCGGGGGACUGGCCACCAUUUUGGGCCCCCUGUGGGCCGGGGGCCUGACGGAGAACCUGCAUUUGAUGCUGGGGCUGAUGAUGGCCUUGCUGGUCAUGGUCUCAGUUAUGACCGCACUCUCCUACAAUCGUCUGGUGGAGCCGUGUGUUGUACAGCCCGCCUGCAGCUCUGAGGUCAUCGGAACAAGCGGGGAUGAAAAGUAACACCCCAUUUAAGGACACGGCUCUGUCCUGGUCUCCUCUAAAGAGGGCUGCACAUGUGCUUGGUGUGGGGGCCCCUUCAAGCAGAACUGGCGAGGCAGCAGGACUUCCAGUCUGCACUGAUUCUCUACACCCCCCCUGUCCUGGGUAGGUCCACCCAGAUUUUACUGACUAGCCCUACUUACGAGCCCAGACACUAUGAGCAUAGUUGAGUGCAACGUGUUUUAUAGCACGAAGUCUGCAGAACAUCUCACAUUCCUAGGUGAGCAAAACCCUAUGACGACCAUAUCGGCAAAAUAAAUGUAUAAAUAAAUAUAUUUAAUGAUAAAUACAUUAACGGUCAUCAUAAAAGCUAGAUGAACAUGAAUAACACGACAACCAACCAGGAAAUAAUAGCGUUUUGCCAGCUCGCUAUUUCUGGUUGGAGCACUAGAUGGCAGUAGACUUCAGGUAUAUAGACACAUCCCAUCUCCCGAUGUUUACUCUUUU